Messenger RNA from Penicillium crustosum, 1125 nucleotides. RefSeq lists its product as uncharacterized. The record is from RefSeq and is a predicted model, not a curated record. The coding region runs from base 1 to 1125 and encodes 374 amino acids. NCBI's taxonomy places the organism in Eukaryota, Fungi, Ascomycota, Eurotiomycetes, Eurotiales, Aspergillaceae. The transcript has 3 exons.
AUGAUACGGCAAUACCUUUCGUCAGUGUCUGUAGAUCCACGUCCUUGUGAUAGUGAGUCUACCAGUCAGAACGAGACGGGCCAAAACGAGACCAGACAAGCUCCACAACAAUCCCCGGCUUCACACCCGAAACAUCAAACACUCGUUACCGACACCACCAUCAAGAGCUUUGGCCUGCAACACUAUUCUCUCGACGGACCCAGUGAAACUCCAGGAGACCACCAAUCAUCCUCGGCAUCGCAGAGCAGGAGGGGGAACCGCACCAGACGUGACACACAUCAUCACCAGUCUACUGGACAGCGCAGCCCCGAGAACGAAUCAUCCCAAAACGCGUCACCUCCACCCCAAAUACCUCGAACUCCAGCAAUAAGGCCACUACGACAAACAAUCCCAGGAUGGCAAUUCUCAGACCCCAUUGCCAUUCCACCAAGGCGACCCAGUGACGGAAAUGAUACCAUUGCCAAUUACCGCGCCAUCGGGGCACAACACCAAGCAUGGAUAGCAGGCCCAGCCGCAAAAUCAUGUCCAGUCGAACGAUCCAGAGUCACCUGGGCAGACUUAAUCCACAACCCACUGGAAGAACACAGCUUCGAGGUGUAUCUUAAUGACCUUCGAUCACCACCCGAGGAAGUGGGCAACAUCGCCACAACCGGGCUGUCGAUGGGAAAGAAUUGGCGGUAUGUCUUUUUGAGGCAAUGGGGGCACUGGGAUGGUGGUCGUCAAGAGGGCUACACCGUUUACCAGCACCGUACUGGACUCGGCGCUAUUUUCGUUGAGAACAUUACUAGACGAUUCGGGCCAUACUGGGCUCAAGUGGCUCAGGCGCAAUACCAGCUUGAUAACCACAUCGAUACGCUCCAGUAUGUUUAUUUUAUCAAUGUUCAGAACGUCUGCACCUGGCCCUACGUGGAAAGCCGUCUCUACCCUCGUCACGGCUUGAACUGGUUUGACGACUAUCGGCCCCAGCGUUGGACAUACGGUACUAGGGAAUAUCAGGAGCUUCUGGGUACGAAGCUGGGGAGGGGAGUGGCUCGUUUGGUUCUGGGGGGCUUGGCCGAGAGGUACACAUCGCAUCGAGACCAUUUAUACGUGGACCUAUGUCGGAAACCUGCAGAUGAGGUUUGA